Molecule: messenger RNA, 3358 nt
Organism: Salvia hispanica
Lineage: Eukaryota; Viridiplantae; Streptophyta; Magnoliopsida; Lamiales; Lamiaceae
Product: auxin response factor 6-like
Biological process (GO): response to hormone; regulation of DNA-templated transcription
Cellular component (GO): nucleus
Molecular function (GO): DNA binding
Source: RefSeq, a predicted model, not a curated record
UCUCUCUUGGAAUUAAAUAUUAAAUAUACGAAAAAAAGGAGAAAAGCUCAUUAAAGAUCUGCUGGUUCAUUUUAGCUCCACACAGAGCUUCACAGAGAAGUGAAGAGAGAGAUCAGUUGCUUUUCCCUCACUCACUACUAACUUUACCUCAUUUAUACCUCGGACCAGUCUUCUUCUUUUCCUUCUUUAGGGUUUUGUCCCAACCAAAAAAUUAACCUCAAGAUCUCCUUCACCUUUUGUUUUCACUUUGCAAUUUGCUUGUAUUCAACUUUAAAUUGGGGGAAAUUGAAAAAAGGGGUUGCAAAUUUGGAGGUAUGUGUGAGUUGGGAUGAACAAAUUUGACAUUUUUGGGGGAUUUUGGGAUGGUGGGGGGGUUGGGAUGAGCUUGAGUGGCUAAGCUUCUUUCUUUUCUUGAAGCCCUUAGUUUUGGUAGUUCUAUUUUAGGAAAUAAAAAUUGAGUCUUUUUCUUCUUCUUUUGCAAUAUGAGGUUGUCUUCUUCUUCUUCAACUAAUACUGGAUUUAAUGAUCAGGCUGAGGAAGGGGAGAAGAAAUGCUUGAAUUCGGAGCUGUGGCACGCGUGUGCCGGCCCUCUGGUGUCGCUUCCCCAGCUCGGGAGCCGGGUGGUUUACUUCCCUCAAGGCCAUAGUGAGCAGGUUGCUGCCUCUACCAACAAGGAAGUAGAUGGCGCUGUCCCUAACUAUCCCGGUUUGCAACCGCAACUAAUAUGCCAACUUCACAAUGUUACCAUGCACGCAGAUGUUGAAACCGAUGAAGUCUACGCUCAAAUGACUCUGCAGCCGCUUACCCCUCAAGAGCAGAAGGACAUAUGCCUACUACCGUCAGAACUCGGCACUCCAAGCAAACAGCCAACGAAUUAUUUCUGUAAGACGCUGACUGCUAGCGACACCAGCACUCAUGGAGGGUUUUCUGUCCCUCGUCGAGCAGCUGAAAAAGUUUUUCCUCCUCUCGACUAUUCUCAAACCCCUCCGGUUCAAGAAUUAAUCGCAAAGGAUCUUCACGGAAACGAGUGGAAGUUCAGGCAUAUAUUUCGAGGUCAGCCGAAGAGGCAUCUCUUAACAACAGGUUGGAGCGUGUUUGUGAGUGCAAAGAGACUAGUUGCCGGAGAUUCUGUUAUUUUCAUCUGGAACGAAAACAACCAAAUGUUUUUGGGGAUUCGGCGUGCCAGUCGACCGCAAACUGUCAUGCCUUCAUCAGUGCUGUCGAGCGAUAGUAUGCACAUUGGGCUUCUUGCUGCUGCUGCCCAUGCUGCGGCUACGAAUAGUCCGUUCACCAUCUUCUACAAUCCCAGGGCGAGUCCAUCGGAGUUUGUGAUACCUCUCGCAAAAUAUGCCAAAGCAGUUUAUCAUACGAGAGUUUCUGUGGGUAUGCGCUUUAGGAUGCUUUUUGAAACUGAAGAAUCGAGUGUCCGGAGGUAUAUGGGUACAAUAACGGGUAUCAGUGAUUUGGAUCCGGUUCGUUGGCCAAGCUCACAUUGGCGCUCGGUGAAGGUCGGUUGGGACGAGUCGACUGCAGGGGAGAGACAGCCUAGAGUUUCAUUGUGGGAGAUUGAACCUCUGACAACUUUUCCCAUGUACCCGUCUCCGUUUUCCCUCAGAUUGAAGCGACCGUGGCCAGCUGGACUUCCGUCAUUUCCUGGUCUUAAAGAUGGCGAUAUGGGUAUGAAUUUUCCGAUGCCAUGGCUCCCCGGAGGUGUCGGGAAUCAAGGCCUUCAGUCGCUAAAUUUUCAGGGCGUAUCCCCUUGGAUGCUGCCGAGGAUAGACAAUUCGAAUCUCUGUUUACAACCCGAUAUUCACCAAGUAAUGGCGGCCGCUGCAAUGCAGGACGCAGGGUCGUUAGAUCCCUCGAAAAUCCUCAAUCAGUCCUUCCAAUUUCAGCAAAACGCCCCCAACAUCUCCGCUUCACUGCUACAGAAUCAGAUGCUGCAACAGCCCCAUUCCCAACCGAGCUUCCUGCAGAACCUUCCGGAAAGCAGCGUCGUUUCUCAGGCUCAGAUGUUGCAUCAACAACUGCAGGGCCGUCAUUCGUUUAUCAAUCAUCUUCAGCAGCAGCUGACGCCUCAACAGCUGAAUUCUCAAUUUCAAGAUCAGCUGAUGAAAAAAUCUAGUCCGGCUAGCUUGCAGAUGGGAUUGACUUCGGAAUCUCAGUUCACGCCCGUGCAGGCCUUGUCGUCAACGAGCCAGCUACAGAACUUCUCCAACCUCAUCGGGAAUCAUAUGGCUUCGUCUAACAACUCUUCAAUGCAGGGUAUUCUAAGCUCAUUUUCCGGCGAAGGAACAUCUCCACACAUGAACUUGAACGGACCUCAUCCUCUCCUCUCUCAUUCCCUGGCAAAACGAGUAGCGUUAGACCCGCAGCUUCCUUCCAAGGUUUCUCAUUUCGGAGUGCCCCAUCUGGAAGAGCUGGUGACGCCUAAUUCCAAGGUCUCGGGCCUUUCGGCCUUGCUGCCUCCGUUCCAUGGUAAAGAAUUUUCGGAUUUCCAAGGUGUGGCACAUUCUCACGACAAUCUGAUGUUCGGAGUUGGUACGGACUCGUCAGCUAAUAUGCAGUCCGGUAUGUCUAACCUUAGAAACAACGGAAAUGAGAACGAUUCGUUGUCGAUGGCAUAUGCGAACCCCACAUUUCCAAGUGGCCCAGGCACUGAAUUUCCUCCCAACUCGGACAUGACUUCCUCCAGUUGUGUAGACGAGUCAGGUUACAUGCAGUCCUCGGAAAACGUGGACCAAACAAACCCGACAUCGAGAGCCUUUGUAAAGGUUCACAAGUCGGGGUCUUUCGGGCGGUCACUCGACAUCUCCAAAUUCAGCAGCUAUUCUGAGCUGCGGAGCGAGCUUGCUCGCAUGUUUGGACUCGAGGGCUUGUUGGAAGAUCCUCAGAGAUCAGGCUGGCAGCUUGUAUUCGUUGACCGAGAGAACGAUAUUCUUCUCCUCGGCGAUGAUCCUUGGCAGGAAUUCGUGAACAGCGUGUGGUACAUCAAGAUACUGUCACCUCUUGAAGUGCAGCAAAUGGGCAAAGAGGGCCUCGAUCUUCCAGGCUCGGCCCAAAAUCAUCGGCUCUCCACCAGCAGCAACAGCUGCGACGACUACAUGAGCAGGAAGGACUCCAGAAGUGGCUUGAACGGCAUACCAUCCGUAGGGUCUCUCGAAUACUGAUGGAAAGCUUGCUCGUCGUCCUCUUGAGUUCCUUCUCCCCCGGCCUUACCCGAAAAGGCCGAGGGUAUGUAAGCUUGCUGUAUGUAUGUUAUAUGGUGAAUCCUUGUCUUCUUAGGGCUACUUUGUAAGAAUUUUAAGAACAUUUAUUGCAAUUUGAAAUGAGGAAAAAAUGUAGACUUUUAUUACUA